GGUUAAAGGUCGAAAGUGACGGUAUGAAAAAGAGACGGAGAAACAGUGAAAGAGAUUUUUUCCUCAGGGGACGAGGUGGGACUGUUCUCUGUUCAUCAUGGAUUUCUCCCCCGGGGUUCUGGUCCUGUUUUCUCUGUUAUGUUCAGCUGCUGGUCAGGCUCCUGACGUCUCGGUGGAGCCCCGCGCUGCUACUGUGCGCCAAGGGGAAUCUGCCAGCUUUCGAUGCCAGGUGCAGAGAGGAGCACAGCCAGUCCAACUGACGUGGAAGAAAGCCAGUGAUCAAGCAUUACCGGACAACGUGAAGACGGGCCCCGACGGCUCCGUGCUGACGGUCGCUACCGCUGGCCCUGAAAACCACGGCCAGUACCGCUGCACGGCGUCCAACUCUGCAGGCCGCGGCGCCGCCACGGCUGUGCUCAACGUCAGAUAUGCUCCUAAAGUGCACCUGACACCUGCAGGGCCCCUGCGAGUCAGGAUGGGCGACCCUGUCUCGGUGGAGUGUCGGGCCAAAGGACGGCCACGGCCCACGCUGACCUGGAAACGCCAAGGCUCCACCCUGCAGCUGGUUACCAAGGAGACUAAUGAUGUCAACACCAUACAGUGGGCUGCAGUACAUCCAGACGACUCGGGAGUUUACAUUUGCCAGGCUGACAACAACGAGGGGGUGACAGAGGUCAAAGUUGAGGUCAUUGUUGUGGGGCAGCCGGGAGCACCAGUGGCCACAGUGGGCACCACAGAAAUGACAGCGGUGGAGGGACAAACAGUCACAAUGGAGUGCGAGGCCAGUGGCUCUCCUCCUCCGGUCGUCACCUGGUCCAAGCUGCGAGCGCCGUUGCCGUGGAAACACUCGAUGGUUGGUGGAGUGUUGACACUGCCCAGCGUGGGGCGCCAGGACUCGGGACAAUACAUCUGCAAUGCAACCAACCCCCACGGCUACAGUGAAGCGUACACGCAGAUGGAGGUGGAGAGUCCUCCGUACGCCACCUGCCUGCCCGAGCAGGUGCGGCUGCGGCCCGGGGACGCGCUGCGCGCUCAGUGCCUCGCGCACGGCUCUCAUCCCAUUGCGUUCGAGUGGAGCCGCGAGGGCCGAGCCAGCCUGCCGCCAGGGGCCCACGCCACCAAGGACGGAAGGCUGUUCGUCGCCCACGUCAAACCCGGCGACAGCGGGACGUACAGAUGCGUGGCCACCAACCACAUCGGCUCCAGCGAGGCACUGGCCAAGGUCAUCGUAAAAGCCUGAUCCCACUCGGAUUGACAAACCAUCCACGCCACGCUUUCAAAUUCCGCUUCAAGUUGGUUCUGUUGCCAAAAACACAGAUUGUUAUAUUUAAUGGAUGGAGGCAUUAAAGAGAAUGAUAUCCAUGCUUUUGUUGCUGUUUCCGUGUGAUUAAGUCUGUACUUUUCCAGAGAACGGAUAGUUGCCCUUGUUGCCUCCCUUGGGAUGGCUUUUCUCCGGAACUCAGCCCGUGUGGGGGAGUUUCUCCUCGAGGAAUGCCGCUUGUCUGCCUCCUGUCACGUGAUCUGCUGAGUCGACACUGUUGCACAUCCAAACACAAAGAAGUGGUCUGAUCGAAUGUAAAAGUCCUCAUUAUAAAGACUGAAUCAAACAAGUUUCAAUCA
This is a messenger RNA of Pungitius pungitius (ninespine stickleback), 1620 nucleotides long. Its product is annotated as basement membrane-specific heparan sulfate proteoglycan core protein-like. Gene Ontology annotation, biological process: synapse organization; homophilic cell-cell adhesion. The transcript is spliced from 8 exons. Gene Ontology annotation, cellular component: axon; plasma membrane; neuronal cell body. NCBI's taxonomy places the organism in Eukaryota, Metazoa, Chordata, Actinopteri, Perciformes, Gasterosteidae. The record is from RefSeq and is a predicted model, not a curated record. Gene Ontology annotation, molecular function: axon guidance receptor activity. Bases 98 to 1240 code for a protein of 380 amino acids.